CCGCAGUGUUGACAAAAUUAGUGGAAUAAAGUACAAAACAAACUGAAGCUUCGGAUCGAUAAAUAUUACUAAAAGAGCACUUUUUUCUCUUCUUUCUGGCCGAGGCCAGCCGCCAGGAUCACCAGGAUCAACAGGAUGCCCGAGAGCCCGGUAGCCGGUAGUGCCGGUACCGGUACCCGACCGUCCCGAGGGCCGAGAGCGAGAGUCCCGCCAGUCUAGGGACCUCUGGCUUUUCUGCUUUCUGGCGACAUAUGUAAUUUUGCUGUGACCCAGUACUCCAGACUCCAGUGACUUACCAGUCCGGUCGCAUCGAAUACGUGUAAGCGGACCAAGCGUGAUUAGCGUGAAGCGCAAAAUCCGAACAAUACGUGGGAAAAGGAAGAGAUAUCUAGGAAUCAUAUUGCCGGUAUGUGCAUGAUCAUGGCACCAUUGAACAAGAUCAAAAUUUUAGAUAUUACCUCCAGAGCACAAGCACUACAAACAUAGGUGAUUUCAGUUCACGAUUAACCAUCUGUAAGAUCCGAGAGAUAAGAUUCAGAGGAAAAUAGAACACAUAGGAGACACAUGGACACGUGGCACGUCGCUCCAUGGCAGGACGGCAAGACACAAUACAAAUAUCUCACGUUCUUUACAUGAGAAUGGAUCACUCAAGGUCAACGAUCCCCGAUUCACCUUUUCCCCCUCCUUAUUACCGCCAACUGAAACCACAUGGAGUAAACGUUCUUUGCCACGAAUAUUCUCGCCCGCAUUUUUCUCGUAGAACUCGGUAUUCACGAUUUGCGUCCGCUUUGACGUUAUUCAGCAGCUAUGACCCGACCCAAAAAGAAAACCGGGAUUUACGAGGCAGUCGCGAAAAAUUUCGUGGCCGGUGGUGUUGCCGGUAUGUGCUCGAAAACAGCCGUGGCACCGUUGGACCGAAUCAAAAUUUUAUUGCAAGCGCAGCACGAGCACUACAAACAUUUAGGCGUUUUCUCAGGAUUCAGGGAAAUUGUUCGACGGGAAAAUUUCCUUGCUCUGUAUAAAGGCAAUCUCGUUCAAAUGAUCAGGGCCGUGCCAUACGCAGCGAUACAAUUUACAGCGUAUGAACAGUAUAAAAAGCACUUGGAGGAAUCAUUUGAGCAAAGUCCGCAUGUAAAUGGAUUUUUGGCCGGAGCCGCCGCCGGCGUCACAGCGGCUUCGAUUACGUAUCCGCUCGACACUAUCAGAGCAAGACUAGCCUUUCAAGUUACCAGCAAUACACUUUACUCUGGAAUCAAACACGCCGCUGUGAGAAUGCUGAAGGAGGAAGGCGGCCUUCAAGCGUUGUACAGAGGUUUCUGGCCAACUAUGUUGGGCAUGGUACCAUACACCGGAUUUUCAUUUUAUACGUUUGAGAAGGUGAAAUAUCUAAGCAUGAAAUAUGCGUCACAUUAUCUUUGUUCCGAGCAUGAAACGAAUACCGGUGGUCUUAUAUUGAAUAUACCGGCAAAACUUCUGUGUGGGGGUGCUGCCGGUGCCGUAGCGCAUACCUUCUCCUAUCCAUUAGAUGUUACAAAGAGACGUAUGCAAUUGGCUAUGAUGAACCCAGCUACAUAUAAAUACGCAUCGGGAAUGUUGUCCACUCUUAGAAUGAUAUAUAUCGAGAAUGGCAUUGUAAAAGGUUUAUAUCGUGGAAUGAGUGUCAAUUUCUUACGAGCAGUUCCUUUUACGGCAGUUGGUUUUGCGACAUACGAAGUUAUGAAGCAGAUGCUCAAUUUAGAUACUGGAAUAAAACUAUAACUAAAUUAUAUAUAUACAUAUAUGUAUGAAUGUAUAUGUACACUUUUCGUAAUAUAAAUUAAAUCUUUAUAGAUAUAUUUAUAGAUAUGUAUUAUAUCUAUAAAGCUGUUUAAUUUUUUACGAAAUGGAAAAGAUAAACCGCAGAGAGAUCAUGUAACAGUAUUUUAAACAUCUUGCUUUAGUGUUUUUAAUUUUUAGCUAAACAAAAAGAGAAUAAAAGUUUUUAAAUAGAUAUGUGAUUAGAAACUUAUGAAAAGAUGUCAUACAUUGGAAUGUUCAGAUGUAUCAUAUAUUGUAUAUUCGCGAUUGAUAUAAAUCUCUUCUAAAUGAAAAACUUGCUCAUAAUUUCUAUACAUACAUACAAUAAUGUGUGAAUGUACAUUGUUCAAAAUUUUUAAAUAUUGCAAACUGAAUUCAUAUUACCUAUGCCUACACAAUUAUAUUGCAGAUUAAUACGAAACAUAGCAAAUGUGUUUCGUAAAAAGUAAAUAUUUGUUACAAAAUACAUAAUAAUCCUUGCUCCAAUAUUGAAGGAAUAAAAUUAGGCAAAUUAUUACUCUGAUAUGUAAUAUGCAUUAUUGUAGAUACUGACAAAGCUGUAUAUUUGUGAGAAAAAAAAGAUAUUUUUGUACAUGUUAUCCUAGAAUAUUUAUUUGUACAUAUAACUCAGAGAUAUGCUGAUGAAGUUUUAUCUUUAUACAUACUACCUAUCUUUUUUAUCGCGUAACGUAAAUACAAGUACCAAACAAUAAGCUAAUAAAAUAUAUGAUUUUAUAUAUACACGAUAUUUUAAAUGAUUAAAAACCAUGCAUAAGAAAUGAGUUUUAUACAUAAAACAUUGUGUUCUUUGCGAAAUAUUUUGUAUAUAUAGAGUGUAAGCAAAACCCUAAUCUAAAUGUGAUAAUAUCUCUUUAUUUUUCUAAUUCCUUAUAAUAAAAUGACAUUAUAUAAUUAUAUGUUCAUGGCAUUUUUCUGUUUCUUUUCGCAAAUCCGGGCUUAUCUGUGUGAUGCCAGAUUUUGCAAGCUAAAUUAAAAGUAUCGAAAUAAAGUUCAUAUCGCGUAAAGUUCAAGAGUAUUGCAUGCUUAUAAUGGCUCAAUUUUAUAUUUAUCAUGUGUACAAUCGAUUUAAGUAUUAUUUCAGAUAAGUUAAAAAAUUAUAAAAGCUAUCACAAAAAAUUUUUAGUUUAUUAGGAUAUACAAAGUUUGCUCCACACAUAUUGUAAUUAACCAUAUAAAUUUCUAUAAAGUUAAAUCUAAAAUGAAAUUAAUUUUUCUUUCUCUCUCUCUUUCUCAAACAGCUAAGAUUAU
Molecule: messenger RNA, 3066 nt
Organism: Temnothorax curvispinosus
Lineage: Eukaryota; Metazoa; Arthropoda; Insecta; Hymenoptera; Formicidae
Product: graves disease carrier protein homolog
Exons: 9
Coding region: 808-1758 (316 amino acids)
Biological process (GO): transmembrane transport
Cellular component (GO): mitochondrial inner membrane
Source: RefSeq, a predicted model, not a curated record